AUGGCGAACGUAAUGCCUCUUUUGUUUUUGUGUUUAGUUGCGACUGCGCUAGCAUCCGGUGAUACAGCGAAAGUUUGUCCCGAAAAUGAGGUCUUUGUGGAGUGCAAGUUGGCAACGUGCUGGAAGACAUGCCAAGAGCUCAAAAAUAGAGGACCCUGCCCGUCUAUAGCAGCUGGAUGCGUGGAUCCUGGUUGUGUCUGCAUCAGCGACUAUCUCCGAAAUGAUGAAGGCAUUUGUGUAAAAUAUGAAGAAUGCUGUGAGUAUUCUAGAAGUUUGGUGACCUUUGACCUUGAUACUUAA
Molecule: messenger RNA, 300 nt
Organism: Pieris macdunnoughi
Lineage: Eukaryota; Metazoa; Arthropoda; Insecta; Lepidoptera; Pieridae
Source: the annotation of a GenBank genome assembly